AUGAAGAGCAAGUGGAUAGAACUUGUGGUAGAAAUCACGAUUUUAAUCAUAGGACUUCUUGGAAACGUAUUUGUCCUCAUUAUAGUCCAUAAGAAACAAAGCAGAAAAACAGUUCAUGGAACGUUUGUAGCCAGUCUGGCCAUUGCGGACUUGUUGUUGCUGUGUUUAGACUCGCCUAAAUCCAUUUUAGGUAAGUUUGACGUAACCUCAAGCACGUUCAACUGCAACUUAAGUCUGAGUUCUGUUACAACAGCCUACAAUGCAGGACUUUUGACAAUCACAUCCAUGGCGAUUCAUCGGUGUCACGUUGUUACCCAGCCAUGGAAGAAAAAGCUAGGACAUAAAAGAGGUGUAAUUUGGGUGUCUCUUAUAUGGUUGACUGCUUUUAUUUUCGUCAUUCCACUUAUUGUGGUGAAUAAACCUGUGGAAAAUAGAUGUGAAGAAGACUGGCCUUCAAUUGGCUAUCGCCAAGCAUACACUGUAUUACUAACGACUGUACAAUACAUACCGCCGCUACUUAUAACAGCGACCUGUUACAUACGAAUAUGGCUGUUCUUACGCAGGAGACCUGUUAUGCCACGAAAUAAUAAAACAGGAAAAAGCCUCGCGACUGAAGAAGAAAGCCAUAAAGAGGGUGCAGUGAUAGUCAGGAGUGUUGCAGUGAUCGUUUUGUUGUUUUUAACUUGUUUACUGCCAACUCAAAUUGCCUGGAUGUUGCAGGAUUUCAGACAUGUUUCGUACGAUGAGCUGUGGUCUGCAUCAGAAAUCCUGACAAGGUUACAUAGCUGCUUAAAUCCGGUUGUGUACGGUGUUAUGAACAAACAAUAUCGUCGUACCUACAUCGAAUUGUUAUCCUCCAUGUUCUGCUGUUGUCGUUCCUCCAAUCAAUCCUCUUCAAGCCUCAAACUGAUGCCACGACAGCUGUCACUUCGAAGUCACGCGACAACUAAGACCACCUGUACUGAGUUACAGGCGCGUCCUGCCAGAGAGAGCAGCCGGAAACAAAGUGUAGGAAAUUCGACUGCGGUAGAAAAUCCUUUCAAACUCAGUAUCAUAAAGUGAUCGUUACUAUGCCGGUGAGACCAGGCUGUAUCCGUAUUGAUUAACACCUCUUCAAGCUCUUUAGUGAGUCUUUGAUUGAUCCUAAUGGAAAAAAGUGCUUACCUUCCUAAUGAACAAAGGGCAGCUUUGUUGCCUAAGUGAAGGGGAUAAAUAAACUCACGCCGCAGAAUAUCUGCUAGAUUAAUAUUCUUUGAUUUUAAUCACAAAUAGUUGGAUUUAACCUAGCUUGAGAAGAUAAGAUAUUCAUAUGAAUAUAGAAUAUUGCUGAACAAGCCGCGAUUUUUUUUUUCGGGCACGUUUACAAUCGCGCAUCACCAUUCUGUACAUUCUAAUCUUAAAGUAAAGCUUGCAUGGGCGGGAUUUAAAUUCAAUUGGAACUUUCCAAAGAUAAGACGAAGGAUUUCCUACUAAACAGCAGCUACAAUCUAAUAUAAUAAUAUCAUCUUUAUUGAUAAAUAAGUACACAAAGCACAAGUUAACGAUAAUGAGAUGCCAAAGCCAGAGGCUUACAUGGCGUAGGUCAGAGAGUUACAAUGUGCUGCUAAGUUGCAAUGAGAAUAAAAAUUAAUAAUUACAAGAUUAGCAGAGAGAAGGCAAACUAUUACAACAUAUAAAGAAUUAUUACUGCAUAUAAAGCAAAAUGAACAUAACAAUUAAUGAUAGUGUGCAAAAAGUAAUAAAGACAAGAGUUUGAAGGUAGAGAAAUUUGAGUUCAAUAAUAAUAAUAAUAAUAACAUUUAUUUAUACCGCGCAAAUUCAACUAUACAAUUUUCAAAUGCGCCUUACAAUUAAAGGUCUAAAAAUAUACCUUACAAUUAAAGAUCUAAAAAUUUACCGUAAAAAAAAAAAAAAAAAUUACAAACAUUACAACAUUAUAUCAGAAAAGGCUUUUUUAAAAAGGUGAGUCUUCAAAUUACGUUUAAAAACUUGAAAAUCGGAGGUGCAUCUAAGAUCUAAUGGAAGAUUAUUCCAUAGUUUUGGUGCGGCGGCUACAAAGGCUUGGUCACUAAGAGUAGGGAGAGUCCUAAAGUUAGGAUUUGAAAGCAGAUAUUUGUUAUUUGAUCUGAGGCUGUAGGAAGAAUUAGGUUUAAAGUUAACGAGAGAUGAUAUAAAUAAUUAGGAGCUGUUCCAUAGAUUGCUUUGUGAGUGAUUAUAAUAACCUUAAAUUCUAUUCUAAACGUCACAGGCAGCCAGUGUAAUUCGUAUAAUAUUGGUGUGAUAUGGCAAAACCGUGGUGCUAGAUAUAGAACUCUUGCAGCUGCGUUUUGAACACGCUGCAGUUUAGUGAGGGCGCAGUGGGGUAGUCCGUAUAAGAGUGAGUUACAAUAGUCCAAUCUGCUUGUGAUGAAAGCGUGCACUAAUUUCUCGGCAGAUUCUACGCUUAGAUAUUUUCUGACGUGUCUAAUAUUGUGUAGAUGAAAAAAGCACUCCUACAAGUUUUGGUUAUGUUAAAAUUCAGGUUGAAAUGGCAGUCAAACCAGGCCCCUAAGUUUCUAAGGGGUUCCGUGCUAGGAGAGUUGAUGGAUUCGCCAAAAGUUAGAGUGGCGCUUUUAUUUUUCUGUAGCUGUGCCUUCGUCCCAAUGAGCAUAAACUCAGUCUUGGAAUCAUUGAUCAUGAGUUUGUCAUUGAUCAUCCAGCUACGGAUGUCACAGAGGCACGCUUCCAUUGCUGCAAUGGCGGCGUCUUGAUCGGAAUCAUCGUUUGGAUUGAAUGCCAAAUAGAUACCGGUAUCAUCGGCAUAACUGUGCGCCGUUGGCAAGUGCUGGCUAAUGACAUCAAAAAGCUCACUAGUGUAAAGGGAGAACAACAUUGGGCCGAGACAAGAGCCCUGUGGCACGCCAAACUUUAG
Porites evermanni is the source of this 2911-nucleotide messenger RNA. Lineage: Eukaryota; Metazoa; Cnidaria; Anthozoa; Scleractinia; Poritidae. The record is from the annotation of a GenBank genome assembly.